Hyaena hyaena (striped hyena) is the source of this 1025-nucleotide messenger RNA. It is a transcript of the gene SNCG, whose product is annotated as synuclein gamma. Bases 392 to 775 code for a protein of 127 amino acids. Gene Ontology annotation, molecular function: cuprous ion binding. Gene Ontology annotation, biological process: chemical synaptic transmission; synaptic vesicle endocytosis; synapse organization. The transcript is spliced from 5 exons. NCBI's taxonomy places the organism in Eukaryota, Metazoa, Chordata, Mammalia, Carnivora, Hyaenidae. The record is from RefSeq and is a predicted model, not a curated record. Gene Ontology annotation, cellular component: axon terminus; neuronal cell body; cytoplasm.
AGAUACAAUAGCCUGAGAGCACUCAGCCAGGGCGGCCGCGGUGCAUGGGCAGGACAGCGAAUGAAUGAGGGACAGUGAUGGAUACGGACGUGUCCAGCCCCCUGCAGCCCCUCCCUGGAGGGCAGGGGGCAGGAGGGAAGCGGUGGGCAGCAGGGCCCCAGGGGAGCCGGACCCUACUGCCCAGCCCUCGGAGAAGGUGAGGGCGGGCCUCCUCCCCCGCCCUCCCUGGCCCGCUGGCUGAGCUCCCACCAGCCAGCCGCCGCUGCAUCAUCAAUAUUUCAUGGGCGUCAAUAAGAGGCAGCGGCAGCAGCGGGGACAGCGGCGGCAGCAGCAUUCUCGCCAGCGCUAGCCACAGCUCGCUGGAAGAGUCAGGCUCCCACUGCCCACCACCAUGGAUGUCUUCAAGAAGGGCUUCUCCAUUGCCAAGGAGGGUGUGGUGGGCGCCGUGGAGAAGACCAAGCAGGGGGUGACGGAAGCGGCUGAGAAGACCAAGGAGGGGGUCAUGUAUGUGGGGGCCAAGACCAAGGAGAAUGUUGUGCAGAGUGUGACCUCAGUGGCUGAGAAGACCAAGGAGCAGGCCAACGCUGUGAGUGAGGCCGUGGUCACCAGCGUCAACACAGUGGCCAUCAAGACAGUGGAGGAGGCGGAGAACAUCGCCGUCACCUCUGGAGUGGUUCGAAAGGAGGACCUGAAGCAACCGGCUCCCCCGCAGGAGGACAAGGCAGCCAAAGUGGAAGAGGAAGUGGCCGAGGAGACCAAGAGUGGAGGAGACUAGAGGGAUGCAAGUCGGCCAUGGAGGAGGAAGAGCCCUCUCCCCACCCGGCUUGAGGAUUGCCUAGCCCUGGAGCGUGACUUGGGUGGCCCAUGUUCCCGUAUUCGCGCCCGGCCACCCAUGGGGCCCGUGAAGCUGCCUUCACCUCCCUCACAUCCCUCCAUCACACCCUCUGCCCUCUGGUCCUCCUGACCCCACAGAUGCUGCUGUGAAUUUUUGUUUUUAAUGAUUCCAAAUAAAACUCAAGUCCUCA